Molecule: messenger RNA, 1104 nt
Organism: Penicillium robsamsonii
Lineage: Eukaryota; Fungi; Ascomycota; Eurotiomycetes; Eurotiales; Aspergillaceae
Product: bZIP transcription factor
Exons: 2
Coding region: 1-1104 (367 amino acids)
Biological process (GO): regulation of DNA-templated transcription
Molecular function (GO): DNA-binding transcription factor activity
Source: RefSeq, a predicted model, not a curated record
AUGCCCACAACUCAAGCACAGAUACGACGCGCCCAGGUCCGCGAAGCACAACAGGCAUACCGAUCUCGCCAACAAUCCCAGCUCUCUUCACUAAAAGCUCGCGUAGAGCAACUGGAAGAUGUACUUAAUCAACUGAGCCAGACGGUGCAGGAGUUCGAUAACCAAGUGAUCCGAAGUGGGUUGCAGUGGUCUCAACCUCAACUCUUCCGCACAGUCCAAUUACUGCGUGAUGAUAUAGUGUCCCAUUUCAAGAGGGCCGAUAUUCCCUAUCAGAAGUCCCCAGAAAGCAAAACUUCAGAACUAUCCCAGGUUAUUAAUGAGCAACCCCACGCGCAGGCCGCGUCCCAGGUGUCAAUGGGCAGGUUAAAAGACCAAACCGAGGGAUCUGACUUCUGGAAAUUGUUUUUGGGCUCGUCCGGUGGUAUGGUUCCAUCGACUAAUACCAAGAGUCUGGAUAACCAAUGGAACGACUUGGUUCCUAUCCCUGUGACUGUGCCACCAUCUAUUGCUGAAACACACACUAUUCAAUAUGCAACUACACCCUUCACCCAACGACUUUUCCGCGCUUGCGCUGAAAGCGGUCAUCGAUUCUUGUCCAAUCCUUCAUAUAAAGAUGAAGAUAUGUGGGAGUUUGGACUACUUUUACAAAGAAUGCCACGAGCAGAGGUCCGAGAUUAUUUCGGACGUGCCAUCAACAUGGAGCCUUGCAAUCCGAUCAUCGAUGCUCGAUUCCCAUAUAUCAGUGUUGGUGGUGCAGGAACACACUUUUUACAACCCUUCAGUGGUGCUUUUUCAGACAGCUUCGCUCUCUUCCGAACAACAAAUGGCGUGUCUCAUGUUCCCGCCGAUGAAGACUGGUUUGAUGUGCAUGAUGUCGAGAGAUAUCUGUUCAACCAAGGUAUUGCUGUAGGCGAGUUUCCUUCGUCUGCCCUUACGAUAUCCUAUCCAACUAGUCCGGGCGCUGGGCUUUCGAAUUUAGAGAUACCCCAAGGCGCAACACCUGGCAGUAUGAUGAUGGUCAUCGACGAGUAUAAAUUGGUCAACAGUACGCUUGCCUUGUUAUUUGCUAUUAUCCUCAGCAUCAACUACAAUGAUAAAAGCUAA